GAGGAAGUGAACAAAAGGAGGAAGGAGGAGGACAAAAAGGUUGAGCAUUCGUGAGUGAGUCGGAGAUUUCCUUGAAAUACCCACUGACAAGCAUCCUGCAGCCGACAGCAGCAGCAUGGCUGAGGGCUCAGUGUCGACAGCAGAAGUGGAGACGUCCUUCCAAAAGUUUGCCGUUCAUGGUGACACAAAGGCGACAGGGAAGGAGAUGAACGGCAAGAACUUUGCGAAGAUCUGCAAAGACUGUCUGAUCAUCGAUGGCAAGAAUGUAACCACCACAGAUGUUGACAUCGUCUUCACCAAAGUCAAGUCCAAGUCAGCUCGUGUAAUCACAUUUGAGCAGUUCAUCAUUGCCUUGACUGAGCUCGGCCCUAAGCGCUUCAAAGGCAAGAGCAAAGAGGAGGCACUUCAGCUCCUCUAUUCUCUCAUUGUUGGCAAGGAGCCUGCCAAUGCUGGCAUCACUAGACCGGCAAAGGCAGCUGCUGUGGACAGACUGACAGACACGUCCAAGUACACAGGAACACACAAGGAGCGAUUUGAUGAUUCGGGAAAAGGGAAGGGAAAAGUCGGACGUGAGGACAUCCCAGACACUAGUGGCUACGUCGCAGCAUAUAAGGGCAGCGGGUCUUAUGAUGACAAAGUGAAGGAAUCCUAAUUUUCAAAACACAUAAUAUUACAGUAAUGGGGUUUUGGUCUUUCAAUAUUUUCAGACAAAUUUAUACUGCAAGCAAAGAAACUGAAUCCAUAUUUAACUUUGUGCCUUAUUAUACACGUAUAGUAGAUAAGAGUAAUGGUCUUAUUGCAUGUAUACAGUACAUUGCUUUUUUUUUAAUGGAUAAUCAUUUAUCUGGUGUCAAGCAAAUGUUAACUUUGUUAAUGCGCGUUGUAUUGUUAUUCAUUCUAUUGGCGCCAUAAAAAAAAUUAAAUAUCGAUAACAGGAACUCAUAAUGGGGUUGAAACAGGUUUUCUGGAUUUAGCAAGUGGAUAAUGUGAGUUUGUAUCACUCCUCCCUUGAUCCUCUUGUCACCUGAAACUGAAAGAAUUGGAAAAGAUCAAAAAACAAAGUUUACCGUAAAGUGCUCAUAUUUGUGCUUCCCUGGUUCUCAAUUUAGCCUUGUAUAUCCUAAUAAAUAUCAACUUAUUUGUGUACGUUAGCAACUUGAGGUGACUGACAUAAGACAAAAGCCAAUUUUCUUUUAUACUGUCAUGCUUAAUCUAUGACUCAGUUGAACUCUCUCUGUGGUGUUUA
Molecule: messenger RNA, 1246 nt
Organism: Syngnathoides biaculeatus (alligator pipefish)
Lineage: Eukaryota; Metazoa; Chordata; Actinopteri; Syngnathiformes; Syngnathidae
Gene: tppp2
Product: tubulin polymerization-promoting protein family member 2
Exons: 4
Coding region: 116-652 (178 amino acids)
Biological process (GO): microtubule polymerization; microtubule bundle formation; positive regulation of protein polymerization
Cellular component (GO): microtubule
Molecular function (GO): tubulin binding
Source: RefSeq, a predicted model, not a curated record